CAUCUUUAUUAUCACUUGUAAUUGCACAAUAAGACAAAAGUUCUAUUUUUCGUACUUGCAUCGUCCCACCAAAUUACUUGUCUAUUUUUCCAAAUCAAGCAAACAUGCAAAAAUCCAUCCACUUGAGCUUCUUUUUCUUCCUUGCUAUAUUGUCAACCAUAUCCACAGUUUCCUUGGCAUCCAAUCUUAAAGUUGGUUUUUAUCACAAAACUUGUCCAUCAGCUGAAACAAUAGUCAAUAAUGUCGUAAACAAAGCUAUCUCACAAAAUCCUGGCUUAGGAGCAGGACUUAUUCGGAUGCAUUUCCAUGACUGCUUUGUUAGGGGAUGUGAUGCAUCAAUACUACUAGACCCAACACCAGGAAAUCAAGUAGAGAAACAACAUCCAGCAAACAACCCAAGUCUACGAGGUUAUGAAGUCAUCGACGAUGUCAAGGCAGAGCUCGAAGCUCAAUGCCCUGGAGUUGUCUCUUGUGCAGACAUCAUAACCUUUGCAGCUCGAGACAGUGCCUCGAAGCUAGGAGGGAUCAAGUACGAGGUACAAUCAGGACGAAGAGAUGGAAGAAUAUCAAACUUAAAUGAUCCAAGAGGAAACAUCCCUCUACCCUCUUUCAACUUACAACAACUUGAAGAUAGUUUUAAUAGGAAAAGUCUUUCAUUAGAGGAGAUGGUUGUUCUUUCAGGGGCUCAUUCUAUUGGAGUCUCCCAUUGUUCAGCAUUCAAUGAAACUCAUCCACAAUAUCCUACUUUGGAUCCUAGCCUAGCCAAUGUGUUGAGGAACACAUGCCCUAACCCUCCUUUUAAUGCUAAUAAUGAUCCAACAGUUCCACUAGAUUUUGUUACACCCAAUAAGUUGGAUAAUAGAUACUACCAAGACUUGCAACAUAAUAGGGGGAUAUUGAACUCGGACCAAGCUCUUAUGACUAGGCCAACCACGGUGCACAUGGUGAGGUCGUUCGGCUCGAAAGGUGGAGAUUGGGCUAAGAAGUUUGCUAAGGCUAUGGUUCAUAUGGGUUCCAUUGAGGUGCUCACUGGUAAUCAAGGAGAGAUCAGGAGAAAUUGCAGGGUUGUUAAUUACUAAUUUACUACUACUUAGUACUUAGUAGUGUAUGUACGUUAUGCACAAUGAUAUUCGUUUAUUUUUUCAUAAACUUAAUUUAAUUAAUUUAUUAUGUACUGUUUUUCAAUUGUACCAAAAGAGGAUAAUAUUUAAAUUAUUGUCAAAAAGAUGUAUGCAAGUA
This is a messenger RNA of Beta vulgaris subsp. vulgaris (sugar beet), 1239 nucleotides long. Its product is annotated as peroxidase 5. Gene Ontology annotation, cellular component: plasmodesma; plant-type cell wall. The record is from RefSeq and is a predicted model, not a curated record. The transcript has 2 exons. Gene Ontology annotation, molecular function: peroxidase activity; heme binding. Bases 105 to 1079 code for a protein of 324 amino acids. Gene Ontology annotation, biological process: response to oxidative stress; hydrogen peroxide catabolic process. Lineage: Eukaryota; Viridiplantae; Streptophyta; Magnoliopsida; Caryophyllales; Amaranthaceae.